Chaetomium fimeti is the source of this 1816-nucleotide messenger RNA. RefSeq names its product Glucanosyltransferase-domain-containing protein. Gene Ontology annotation, biological process: fungal-type cell wall organization; fungal-type cell wall (1->3)-beta-D-glucan biosynthetic process. NCBI's taxonomy places the organism in Eukaryota, Fungi, Ascomycota, Sordariomycetes, Sordariales, Chaetomiaceae. The record is from RefSeq and is a predicted model, not a curated record. Gene Ontology annotation, molecular function: 1,3-beta-glucanosyltransferase activity. The coding region runs from base 226 to 1596 and encodes 456 amino acids. The transcript is spliced from 3 exons. Gene Ontology annotation, cellular component: plasma membrane.
UGAAUUCUUGCACUUUUCAAAGACCACCAACGUCGCUUCCUCCUUCCAGUCAAUCGCUCUCCCGGAUUGUUUCUGUCUUUCAACCUUCGGCCAAUUCGCUCGUUUGAUGGCCAUUUGACUUUUUUAAGCUUUAAUUUUCAUCUUUUGCAAACCUUGACAACUCCGGCUUUUCCGCAUUCAAACAAAUCACAAACCACAAAUCAUCCGAUCUCGCACGACCACAAAAUGAGGACUGCAGCUCUGUUGUCUGCGGUGGCGGCCGCGACCGCCGUGAACGCUGGCCCGACCAGGGCCCGCGCUACCGAACUCGAGCCCAUCACCGUGAAGGGCAAUGCCUUCUUCCAGGGUGAUAAGCGGUUCUACGUCCGCGGUGUCGACUACCAGCCCGGCGGUGCCGCGGCUAACAUCGAUCCCCUGGCCGACACCAAGAUUUGCCUGCCGGAUAUCGAGAAGUUCAAGAAGCUCGGCAUCAACGUCAUCCGUGUCUACUCGACCGACAACUCGAAGGACCACGAUGAGUGCAUGAACGCCCUCGCUGAUGCCGGCAUCUACGCUGUGCUUGACGCCAACAACCCUCUGUACUCGCUCCACCGCUACGAGCCCCACGGCUCGUACAACACUCCCUACCUGCAGAGUGUGUUCGCCACCAUCGAUGCCUUUGCCAAGUACUCGAACACCAUGGCCUUCUUCUCCGGCAACGAGGUCGUCCACGACUUUAAGAACACCACGCUCGCGGCCAAGUACACCAAGGCCACCGACCGCGACAUGCGCCGCUACAUCAAGGCCCGCAACUACCGCAAGAUUCUUGUCGGAUAUUCGGCCGCCGAUGUCAAAGACAACAUCAUGGAGACUGCCACUUACUUCAACUGCGGCUCGGACGAGGAGCGCAGCGACUUCUUUGCCUUCAACGACUACUCGUGGUGCACCAGCGACUUCGUCACUGCCGGCUGGGACAAGAAGGUCGAGGCUUUCCGUGACUAUGGCCUCCCGCUCUUCCUGUCCGAGUACGGCUGCAACAAGAACGAGCGCAACUUCCGCGAACUCGAGUCGCUCAUGCACAGCAACAUGACCUCGGUCUACUCGGGUGGUCUCAUGUACGAGUACACCAUGGAGCGCAACGACUUCGGUAUCGUCGAGAUCAAGGGCGGCCAGGAGAACGGUGGCAAGGACCAGACCGGCGACCGCAAGGAGCUGGACGAGUUCGCUGCCUUUGCCGAGGCCAUGGAGAAGUACCCCGCCCCUACUGGCGAUGCUGGCUACAACAAGAACGCCAAGGCUUCUGAAUGCCCGGCUGAGACUGACCACUGGGCCGUCGGCACCUCCACGCUCCCUGACAUCCCCGAGGGCGCUCUCAAGUUCUUCGACGAGGGUGCUGGCAAGGGUCCCGGCCUCAACGGCCCCGGCUCGCAGUGGGCCGUUGACCAGGCCUCGACCAGCGAGGGUAGUGACACCAGCAGCGGCACCACCGAUGGCGAUGACACCGAGACCUCGCCCAACGCCGCCAUGCGUGGCACCAUCCCCAGCCUCGACACUGCUCCCUUCCUUGUCUCUGGCGCCGUCCUCCUCUUCACUGUCCUCGGUGCGGUCGCUUUGUAAAUUUAAGGGAUGAAGACCGGUGUUGGAUUCGAGUGACUUGGACUAUUUAACCCUUAAUAUACCUAUGGUCUAGGACAGUGGCAACAGCGCUUGUGUUUCUUGGGCAUCAUGCAAUGGAAGUUUGAUUUUCUCUCAUCACUAGUUCUGGGGCGGUUCUUGGAGUUAUAAAAUUUAUUUGUGCAUCUUGAUAAUUAUAUCGCCGACAUGUUCAGCUCUGCCA